AUGACCCAUGACAACAGUCUGAAAGUGUGGAUGGAAACAAGUGGGGCUGAAGGCUCUUCCAAGGAAGAAGAUAAAGACAGCAAAGAAUUACAGGCACUCCAGAUAAAAAUGGAGGCAGAAAAAGUAAAAGGACAAAUGAAAGAUCAAAUGAUUAUGGAGCUGCGUUCUGAUAAAAUCCAUCUGCAGCAACAAGUGUCACAGUUGGAGGAAUUUCUGAAGCUGCAUGUAAGGAAAGACAAGAAGGAAAUCCAACAAAUAAAAUCAGAGGAUGAAAACUUUCCACUGCCCCCCAUGGACGGUUAUCCAAACUGCAAAGAGAAAUUGAAGUGGAUGAAGGACAUGUGGAGGACUGACCCCUGCUACAGCCACCAUGGGGUGAAUGGGUCUCUGCCUUCCUUCUUCAUUUACCUUAGCGAGGUAGAGUCCUGGUGUCCUGUCCUUCCAGGUCGAGUGGUCCCCACAGCUGCAGCGGAAAACUCAGAGAAAAAGAUGGACCCUGCAGUGAUAAAGGAAAGCUUCAAAGGUCUUUACCCAUCUCUGGCAAACAAAGGGCAGUUGCGCUGGAUCCACCAAAGAAUUCAAAGUAUGGAAGAGGUCUGGGUGGAGGCCGGUCGCUCUCUGUCAGCCAAAUACAACCUCACAGAGCGGACAGCCAAACAGAUCCUGGUGCAUCCUGGUGCCUUGACAGAUGAAUCGGGAACACGCAUUGCAGAGGGUGCUUUCAGCGGUGGCCCGCUUGGGGAGCAGGUCCAGUGGAGUGACCUUAUCGCCACGCUUUAUAUCCUGGGUCACCAUGUUCAUCUUUCUGCCUCCAUACCUGCUCUGAAGGCUUUUCUACAAGGUAAGACAAAUGGCUGCCCAUCUCGACACUUAAAAGUGGAACCAAACCUGAUCUAUACAGACAUUGUUGGCCUUCGACAAAUUCAAGAAGUAAUUGGCUCAUCCUGGAUCAAAUAUAAGUGUAUAUUUCGUAUUUUGGAUACUUUUGGCACUGAGCCAGACUUCAAUCACCCAGACUGGGUCAAAAAGCACCACCUUCAUGGUCCAUUCGGAGGCCUGAACAUGACCCUACUGCAGUUCUACACCAUGUUCCCUCAUACACCAGACAACACAUUCCUCGGCUUUGUGGUGCAGCACCAGUUAAUGUCCAAAGAAUCGGAGCAGUUUAAGUCUACCAAGAGACAGAACCAGGCUCUCGUGUAUGGAAAGAGAGCCACAUUCUGGCAGGGUAAAGAGGCUUAUGUGGAUCUUAUUCACAAGUACUUGGAUGUCCACGGGACGGCUGACAAUACUGCUGCAAUUCCAAGCUAUGUGAAAAACCACGGCAUUAUCAAAGGGCAUGACGUACAGACCCUGUUGAGACAAAGUAAGGUUUUUGUGGGGUUGGGUAUACCAUUAGAAGGACCCGCCCCUCUGGAAGCCUUAGCCAAUGGCUGUGCUUUCCUAAACCCAAAGAUACAACCACCACUGAGCAGACUGAACUCAGAGAUAUUCAAAGGAAAGCCCACCAUCAGAGAGGUGACAUCUCAGCAUCCUUAUGCUGAGGCCAUAGGAGAGCCCUACGUAUGGAUGGUAGAUAUACACAACGAAACAGAAGUAAAGAGAGCUCUCACUGCUAUACUCAAUCAGACUAUUGAACCCUACCUUCCUUAUGAGUUCAGCUGUGAAGGAAUGCUCCAGAGGGUCAACGUCCUGAUUGAAAAACAGGACCUUUGCUCCAGUACAAGGAGUUGGCCCCCAUUCAGUGCGCUCCAGGUAGUGAAGGCAGAGGCAGGUACUUCUUGUAAGAAGGCCUGCCAGAGGAUGGGACUGAUCUGUGAACCUGCCUUCUUCCCAAACCUUAACAGUGUCACGAAUCUUGCGAAGUACAGUGUAGACUGUCAAACAUCAGAGUUUUCUGAUGGUCAUUUGGUGUAUCCAGCCAUCACAAACAGUCGUAAACACUGUGUGUUCCAGUCGGACCCUCUACUCUUCAGCUGUGUGAGAUCGGACCAGUCCCUGAUUCGCAUCUGCCCCUGUAGGGACUAUAUUAAGGACCAGAUAGCCUUAUGCAAGGCAUGUGUCUAACUGCUGGAUAGCCAACAGAAACAUAUGUACUAGACAGUAUAUUGUCUGAGCAAUACAACAAAGGUUAUCCUAGGAUCAAUGUACAGCAGCAGCACCUCAUAUCAACAUAACUAUUUCCAUCUGGCUUGGCAGCAGCAGGUCUCCAGGUCUGAUUUUGGCCUUUUCCAGGUUGGGGGUUAAAGGGGGUUUUAACUGAAUAUGUAGACUAAAAGAUCACAAACUGAAUACUCUUGGACUUUAGGUAAGGUGUGUGGAAUCUUUACUAUAGGAAAUGGAAGUAAAGUGAAGAUGACUUGAAAUAGUGUUUAAAAACAGACCUGUGUCUUGUAAUCCUGACACUUUUAUUCCACUUGAUCACUAUACAGCUUUUUCUGAGCAGAACACAGUUAACAGGAGUUUUAUGUCUGACUGUUCACUCUGGUAAUAACUGGGAUUUUUGUUCUGCCGCUACAAGAUGGCU
Messenger RNA from Acanthochromis polyacanthus (spiny chromis), 2527 nucleotides. Its product is annotated as alpha-1,6-mannosylglycoprotein 6-beta-N-acetylglucosaminyltransferase A-like. The transcript is spliced from 16 exons. NCBI's taxonomy places the organism in Eukaryota, Metazoa, Chordata, Actinopteri, Pomacentridae. Bases 1 to 2067 code for a protein of 688 amino acids. Gene Ontology annotation, cellular component: Golgi apparatus. Gene Ontology annotation, molecular function: alpha-1,6-mannosylglycoprotein 6-beta-N-acetylglucosaminyltransferase activity. The record is from RefSeq and is a predicted model, not a curated record. Gene Ontology annotation, biological process: protein N-linked glycosylation.